Messenger RNA from Cladophialophora immunda, 3654 nucleotides. RefSeq lists its product as uncharacterized. The coding region runs from base 1 to 3654 and encodes 1217 amino acids. Gene Ontology annotation, molecular function: protein binding. Lineage: Eukaryota; Fungi; Ascomycota; Eurotiomycetes; Chaetothyriales; Herpotrichiellaceae. The transcript is spliced from 10 exons. The record is from RefSeq and is a predicted model, not a curated record.
AUGUCAUCAGGUGGACCUUCUCCAGCCUCAGUGAUCGAAUCGGCGUUUUCAAGAUUUCAAGCAUCUGUCAGUGCAGACGACGCGCGAACCUUUCACUCGACGACCCUCGAAGAUGUAUGGAAGGCAGCGGUGGAAAUCGAGAGGGAGCAGCGACAACGCAGCGCCCUGCGAAACAUGAAACGGAUCGAGCCACUUCUGAAGACCUUGGGGGUGUAUGCCUCAGCUCUCGACACUCUUUGUAAUGGCACGCCAUUUCUGCCAUGGGUGUGGGCACCGAUCAAACUCAUGCUUCAGCUCGCAACCCGACAUCUUUCAAGUUUUGACAGUUUGAUGGGAGCAUACGUCAAAAUCGCUGAUUCGCUUCCUCGAUUCGAUCGUUACAGUGUUGCUAUUCCGCAAGGAGAUUUCCAAAAUGUCCUGGCACUCGUCUACGCAAACAUUAUCGAGUUUCAUCGGCGGGCAUACAAGUUCUUUAGAAGAAAAGCAUGGAUCCUCCUCUUCGAAACCGGGUGGAAAAGUUUCGAACUACGAUUCGAAAGCAUCUUGAAAGACCUAGCCUACCAUCGUGAUCUUGUCGACAGGGAAGCAUGCUCUUUCGAUCUUGUCGAAGCUGAACGGUCGCGUCAAAAGAUUGACGAAGAAAUUUCCAAGGCUGAGGAUGACAGGGAGAGCUCUCAUCUACAGGCUGUAUUGUCGUGGCUUUGUGUUGACGAAUUAUCACAAAAUGACAUCUUAUGGCGACUGAAGGAAAAGAGAUCCGAUGGGACUUGCGACUGGAUAUUCAAGAACUCCCAAUAUCAGCACUGGGUGAAAAAUGACUCAAAGACUCCUUGGCUCUGGCUCACUGGCAUUCCGGGCUCAGGGAAGAGCGUGUUCGCUGCACACAUCAUCGAGACAUUGCGCGAGGACAAGGGACAGGCAACCCUGUUUUACUUUUGUCUUCAACAGGCAGCUGGCGAGGACAAGGCAAGCGUGUUCCUUCGCACAUUGGCUAUUCAACUGGUUCGAGAUCUUCCUGGACUUGCGGCUUUCAUCUGGGAUGCACAUGUACGCAACGCCCAUGUCCCUUCUAUCGACAUCCUUGAAAAGCUGCUCCCGAUCUUGAUUUCUGGUGCCUCAGCAGCCCGCAUUGUUCUGGACGGCCUUGAUGAGUAUAGGUAUCAAGACUACAAAACCAUGCUGGACGUGCUUUCCAAACUGUGCAGAAAGAGCCGUUGUAGCAUUCUUAUCUCUAGCAGGGACGAUGCGAUAAUCAGUUCGAAAUUGCGAAAUACACCGAAGAUUUCUCUGAUAAAUGAGGUUGACGCCGUCCGAAAAGACAUGGGAAUAUUUGUGGCUGCCAGGAUAGAGCAGGCAAUGAGAGCUUGGGAUCUUGAGAUAUCAGAUGAUACUCAGAAACUGGGACAGGCGCAGCUACUGCAGAAAUCGAAAGCAGGAAUGUUCCUCUGGGUCGAACUAGUGAUCGACAGCCUCCAAUACUCGUAUACAGACGACGACUUCCUCCAAAGGAUUGAUGAGCUCCCGGAAACCUUGCAAGCUGCUUACGAUCGAAUUGUGGAGAAAAUUCUGAGUAUCGAGGACCGGCGGACACGGCAGAAGCUGACAAGCCUCCUGGAGUUGAUGACCUAUACCCAAAGACCUCUCUCUAUCGACGAACUCCUAUCGGUAUUAGCUCUUGACCCUUCCAAAGCAGGGGACCAGCUACCCGCACCAUUGGCCCCAAAGAUUUUGGACUUCUGCAAACCACUUAUUGAUCUCUCGUCCUCGGCGGCGGUCAACUUCGUUCAUUUCUCUGUCAGGGAGUACUUUCGAGACAGCACGAGCAAAUUCCACAUCCGCGAGAUCAGCGCUCAUCUAGCCGUAUCGGAUGCGUGCUUAACUUAUCUGAAUACCACAAGUGUGUUUCUCACUGAGGAUUUUCGAACAAAGAGACUUCAUCAAAUAGUUCAAGGCCAACGAGCUAUUCAUCGAUACAGUACUGAUCAUUGGGCUCAACAUUUAUCACAAUGCCUCGAUGCAGGAGAUGAAACUCAGAGACUGGAGCUUGCCGCUAUAGCUUCAAAACUCGGAGCGAUGAAUUGGAUGUUCAAGCCAAGUGAACAAGGUGUAUCCGCUGAUGUUGCUAGCAUCCUACAAAAGAUAAGCUUAUUCAAGGAAGAGGCCUUGGAUCUAGAGCGAAACUCGGAAGAUCUAGGUGAAUUUCGGACGAGUCUCAUCAACCGCGAUCCGACCUAUCUCUGUCAAAUUGUUGAGAGGUACGAGGCUGAUAUCGAGAGUCUACUCUCCCUCACGGACGAGGAGCUGCCUGCUGAAAUUGAGAAGUCGGACCUCAUUGCGUUUCGAGACAAAUUCUCGACAGGGGCUUUCCGCUGCAGAUACUACGGAUGCAGCGACAAGACCAAUCUCACUUUCCAAAGCACGGCAGAAAGAGACAAGCACGAACCAACCCAUGUGCCUCUGUUUAAUUGUCCCAAAUCGUAUUGCGUCUGGAAAGACAUCGGCUUCAGGAACAGGCAAGAAUUGGAAGCCCACAUGCGGUACUACCAUCCCGAUACCUUGGACGUUCCAAUCCCAGCGAUUCCGGCCCAAAUUCCUGAUGUAGGGCACGACCUGUGGAAGCUUAGCCUCGACGACUUGCCUGACCACCUAAAAGAGAUUGGUACCGGCUGGCAUGCUGUGUUCAAUCCCAAAGUCCGCCGCUCUCUCAAUAUCUCGCUGAUAGCUGAUUUCAAGCCCGACUCUCUCGUGGGUUGUGCAGCUAUCUCAUCCAACUGUCUCCUCUUAGCGACGGGUUGCAACCGUAUGGGGACGAUUUUCGAUGUCCCCACCGGACAAAUAAUGUCUCGACUUGACCACGGCUUAUCUGAUAAACCUCCCCGUGACCAUUAUGUUAGAGCUAUUUGCUUUUCACCCAAUGGGAAAGUCGUGGUCACUAGCUGCGAGGACAAGGUGAUCCGGUUUUGGGAUCCUACAACCGGCGCGAUGAAGUUCGACUUGAAAGGGCAUGAAAACACCAUAAAUGGCCUAGAUUUCGCAGCAAACGGAGAUUUUCUCGCAUCCUGCUCUGAUGACCUUACUGUCAGGCUUUGGGACGCCCGGACGGGUGUUCAGAGAGCCCUUUUCCACAGUGAGGCUGGAUUCGUGGCUGUCGCAAUAUCCCCUGACUGUAAGUUCGUGGUAGCUGGGAGCUGGGAUGGGUAUCUUCGAGCCUGGGAUGUAUCUGGGAGAAGAUUGGUGUUCACAGCGGAAGGACACACACUCGCACUUGUCGACGUUAGAUUUUCUCCGCAAGGGGCAAAUUUGCUUACUUCGAGCUUGGACAAGACGGUGAGGAUAUGGAGCUUUGCAGAACAGGACCCAGGCUCGAGUAUCUGCUGUGUCAAGACUAUGACAGGACACGCGUUCUUCGUACAAUCCGCCGCUUAUACCCACGACGAAAACUGGAUUCUAUCAGGAGGAGGUGACAACAACGUCUAUUUCUGGGAUCCAACAACAGGCGUUCCUCAUCUGGCGUUGAUGGCCAACGAGAGUAACGUCUUUCGAGUGAUUCCUUUUCCAAAGAAUGACCUCCCUCCAGGGGAAGGGAUGUUCGUGACUGUAUCCGCAGACAACACAGCCCGAAUUUGGCACUACUUUCCUUAUAAAAAAAGGUGA